Molecule: messenger RNA, 3669 nt
Organism: Symbiodinium natans
Lineage: Eukaryota; Dinophyceae; Suessiales; Symbiodiniaceae
Source: the annotation of a GenBank genome assembly
AUGAAUGAGGCAGGGCUUUUGAACUCCAUGCCCUUGGAGGAUCUCAAGGUUACCUGUGAGCGCUUGGAGCGCAGUUGCCAGGACAUGCGAUCAUUGCUUAGCGAGUUUGAAGAGGAGCAGGCGAUGCUUCGCCAAGAGCAAAAUCGGCUGCACAAGCGUGUGGAGAAAGCGCAAAGGAAGGUCAAGGGCAGACAGGAACGCUUUCUCGACAACCUUUUGAAUGACAUGGAGCAGCUUGAGGUGUCGAAUUUGCUCUCGAGCAUUUUCCGUGCGAAAGAAGAGCAAAAGGCAAAGAGGCGCCGCUGGACUGCUGCCGAAAGCCAAGGUGGCAAGUCGACGGUGCAACAAAAGCUCCAGGACAACGAUCUCUCUGGACCCUUUAGUGAUGUCAACGUCCAACUUUCUUGGGCCUUCGGUCUCCAGAAAGGUGGGAUGAAGCGUGCCGAGUUUGGCACCGAAGCAGCAGAGCUGCAGAAAUGGGUUCGAGAGGUCAUGUCAGGCGAUCCGGUGGCCGAGGCUGAAGCACUGCCCGACGCGAUGUGGGCAGCGCAGCUAGCGAAGAGAGCUGUGGAGUCUUCGCCACAGAAGGCUCGCCACAGCCCAUCGUCCAGUCCCAAAGCUCCAGGACCUGGGAUGGGCUUCUACACAGAGCAACCUAGCCCGACCGCGGUCAUCAGGCCAGCCGUGCGAGCCCCACGGCCGGAUGGCGAGGCAUCUCCUGAGCACAGUGGUGCCGAGGAUCCCAGUCACUUCGACACUCUGGUUGGCCUCGUGAGCAAUGUUGCGGGUCACCAGGUAGCCCAGCAGAUGGAGAGAAGCUUCGAAGCAGCGCAGCACCUUGCGCAGCAGGCACGUGCUGCUUCCAAAGCGCGCAUGGAUGGCCGCGGCAGCGGGGCAGACAUGCCCGCUGCCCCGACAUUCUCCAGGCGACUGCAGGAGGCGGGUGCCGUCAUCAACUUCUUCGCAGAUUGGGCCACAGGAAAAGAGGCCGAACUCUCGAGAGAGGGCGAGGGCGAGGAAGUGUAUCUUCCGAGACCUUUGCCUUCUGACAAGGCGCAGGCGAGGCUAGGGGAGGCAGGGAGCGAGCCUGGGAAGACUGGCCCCGUGAGUCGGGACGCACGGCGAGCCAAGUUCCAGGAAGCGUUUUCCAGCUAUUUGCAGCAGAAGGCGCCUGACCUACAAUCACCGGAGAAAUUGCGUGCGCCGCCAAUAUCGGUGGCCCCGCCGCGAGCCGCAGCGCCAGAGGAUCCAGAGCCCCCAACGCCGCCGCCGGCACCGCCUACCCGCGAGGCGUUGCUCCAGGAAGCCUUGCGGGCGGCAGAGGUGGAAGAAGAGGAGACGGUCGAGCCUUGUGCGGUGCCUUAUGGCGUGUUAGCGCAGGUGACCUCCCUGGCUGGCGGUUGCGUGCGCCUGUCCUGGCUCUUUGACUGGGAAAGCGCGCCCGAUGAGAUGUCCAGCGAGGAGUGGGCCCGGAGAGGUUUCGAGGUCCUGUGCUCCGAGGAGGGUCAAGAGGAUUCUGAGGAUGUGAAGGUUCUGCCUUUCUCAAAAUCACCGGCGGCCUUGGAGCUCCCUGCCGGGCAAAGAUACCGCCUCCAGGUGCGGGCGACCCUGUCCGAUUCCAGGCAAUCAGGGACCACCACUUGGACCUCGGCGCCGUCCAGCGCGGUCAGCGCCGACUUGCGAGCACCCACCUCGCCAGUCAAGGCUCAGGCCUCCUCACCCGUGUCUCUCGACAGCGAGGCAACUUUGCCGAACCUGCAAGUGCCGAAAGCCAAGUCGAAAGGCCGAGUGGCCGCCAACUUUGGAGCUUUCAUGGCAGCAGCCGUUCCGAGCCCCUCUGCGCCGAACGCUGCUGCAGCGAAGGUCGUGAUGGGCGGGUCAGUUCGCCAGCAGGCGCGGCCUGAUCCGCUGGUUGCACCCUAUCCGCGGGUCGUUUCUGCCGGCCCCGUGGAUGCUGCCAGUGAGAAGGCCGAGAUGGCAGAGAGACUUCGACUGCGCGGGCAAAGUGGGACGAGGGAGACCUCCAACACGCAUGACUCGCAUCCGCGUUCUUCGAGCUUUGAUUCUGACGACGAGAGCCUUGCGAAGCUGUCCUUGGCUCUUCGAAGCUUGGAGAAGAACACGGUAGCCAGACAAAAGCGGCAGCUGCAGGAGGUGGCCAGCGAGGCAGCCCAUCAGCUACCAGAGCGACUGGAGGUGCCGCCAUCUGCGAUGUUCCGGAGAGAUGAGUUGGAUUUAGCGCAGGGUCGCCCGGCCAUUCUGGGAAUCGAUAACUCUUCAUCUGCAGACGCCCAUAGCAUCAGGCUGCCUGAGGACUUCUUCGAAGACUUUGAGCAGCGCUGGCGCUUCCUGCCUGGCUCAAAUAGCGCUGCAAGAACCUUCCGCAGGAUAUGGGGCUACAAGUCCGUGCUGAAGCAUGCCAUCGUGGGCGGCUUCAAGGCCUACGAGUUUGGCAUCCCACGCCCGUCGUAUGACGCCGAGGCCUCGGAAAAUGCUGCACGGCGCGCAGCGCGAGCGUUACAGAGGAACCUCUCCUUGGUGCAGAACCAUGUCCAUCGUGCGGACGCACAGUUGGCCCGCUACUUGCGUCAAGCUGCCCUUCUCUUUGGCUUGCCUGGAGGCCUCAACUCCUACACCACGCCGCCUCUUGCUGUAGGCUUUGGCUACCACUUCGACCCCAGCGAUGCGAUCAUCCUUCAAGUAGAGGGCAACAAGACCUGGGAGCUCUGCAGUCGAAGAUAUCCCAAUGCCCUGAGCUUUGUCAACCUCACGUACAACCAGGUCCCAGUCGAUUCGCCGGAAGUGGCAAACUGCAGCCAAAUCGUUCUUCGUGAAGGCGACGCGAUGUACCUGCCUGUGGGACAGAUCCACCGCGCGCAAGCGAAUGAUGAGUUAUCCAUCCAUUUGACGAUGUCCUUGAAUCGGCAGUUCUGCAGCGCCAGCGCGGUGCUUUUGAACGUCGCCGAACAGAUAAACCCUUCGAAAGAGUUCGGCUUCGCGCAGCCAAACUUUGUGUCAUGGGUGCAUGGCGCUGCGGCAGACGAGAGCCUGGCUCCCUUGCAUGCUGUGCCACGCUCACUACGAUGCCGCCCACCAGGCAAGAAGCGAGUUUGCCCUUCCUGGCGUGGCUUCCUGGAUGAGGGACUCGCUGGCCAGGCGCUUGCAAGGGAUCCUCCGGGGUUGCCAGAGGCGCCGGACGCCGCCAUGCUCUCGGCUUGUGUGGAGGACGUGCGGGCUGCAGUGCAGCUAUUGAAGUCCCACCCAGCUAGCGCCAAGCCCCUGGUUCUGGGCGUCCGCAUAGCUGGGAAGGAGUCUCCGGUGGUGGGGAGGCUGCCUCCUGUACAGGUUCUUGACGGCAUCGCCCAGCUCCUGGGGCCGCAGCCCUGCAACAGGACACUCCUCGCAUGGCAGAAGCUACUACUGCGGCAGCAUCUGGAAUACUACGAGGCAGCCUUGAGAGUUGAUGACUUCGACGAGGAGUUGAACCUGGAGGUAGACACUGUGCAUGAGAGUGCAGAGGAGAAGCUAAUUCGCCAAGAGCUCCAAGGUCUCAAUAUUGAUGAGCUUUUUGCAGAUGUCGAUGAGGACAUGGUGGAGGAGUCGGGCCCCUGGAAUGGCGAUGCUUCUGUGGCGUUGCCCUUCACCUGGGACUUUCCGGAAGACUCCUAG